Messenger RNA from Pogona vitticeps (central bearded dragon), 2460 nucleotides. It is a transcript of the gene WDFY2, whose product is annotated as WD repeat and FYVE domain containing 2. Lineage: Eukaryota; Metazoa; Chordata; Lepidosauria; Squamata; Agamidae. Gene Ontology annotation, molecular function: metal ion binding; protein binding. Gene Ontology annotation, cellular component: early endosome. The record is from RefSeq and is a predicted model, not a curated record. Gene Ontology annotation, biological process: positive regulation of fat cell differentiation; positive regulation of protein phosphorylation.
CGGUCCCGGCUUCAGUGCGCAGGCGUGGCGUGGUGGGGCAGGGGCAGGCAGGGGCGUGCAGGGCUUCUGGUUGCUGAAGCCGAGGCUGCUUGUUCUUCUUGGCCGCGCUCUUCCAUGGCUGCGGAGCCGAUGCCGGCCGAGCCACUCACCCGGCGGCCCCUCCUGCUCGGCCAGGUGGAAGGCGCGCAGGACGCGGUGACCAUGGCGGCCAUCGUGCCCAAAGAAGAGGGGAUCAUCAGCGUCUCGGAGGACAGAAUUGUUCGUGUCUGGCUGAAGAGAGACAGCGGUCAAUACUGGCCAAGCAUAUACCAUGCAAUGCCAUCUCCCUGUUCGUGCAUGUGGGUUAACCCAGAAACGAGAAGGCUGUCCAUUGGUCAAGACAAUGGUACCAUCUCAGAAUUUAUUUUAUCAGAAGAUUACAACAAGAUGACACCAAUUAAAAGUUACCAGGCUCACCAGAGCAGGGUUAUGAUGGUCCUGUUUGUUCUGGAGAUGGAGUGGCUCCUGAGCAUUGGGCAGGAUAAGUACUUCACUUGGCAUUGCUCAGAAAGUGGGCAGCGGCUUGGCAGUUACCGGAUUAGUGCAGGGGCCUGUGGGCUACAAUUUGACGUGGAGACACGGCAUGUUUUUAUUGGUGACCAUUCUGGGCAGGUGACCAUCCUUAAACUGGAGCAAGAAAACAGCAACCUGAUAACAACCUUCCGAGGUCAUACAGGUGGGAUCAGUGCCCUCUGUUGGGACCCCGUGCAGCGUGUCUUGUUUUCUGGCAGUUCUGAUCAUUCAAUUAUUAUGUGGGACAUUGGAGGAAGGAAAGGAACAGCCAUUGAACUACAAGGACAUAAUGAUAAAGUUCAGUCACUCUCCUAUUCCCACCACACUCGGCAACUCAUCUCUUGUGGAGCAGAUGGAGGCAUCGUUGUCUGGAAUAUGGAUGUGGAGAGGCAGGAGACACCAGAAUGGUUAGACAGCGACUCUUGCCAAAAGUGUGAUCAGCCAUUCUUCUGGAACUUCAAGCAAAUGUGGGAUAGCAAGAAAAUAGGCCUGAGACAACAUCAUUGCCGGAAGUGUGGGAAAGCAGUGUGCGGCAAAUGCAGCUCAAAGCGCUCCUCCAUCCCACUCAUGGGCUUUGAAUUUGAAGUGAGAGUCUGUGACAGUUGUUAUGAAUCAAUAACAGAUGAAGAGCGUGCUCCCACAGCCACCUUCCAUGACAGCAAACAUAGUGUUGUCCAUGUUUACUUUGAUGCCACCCGGGGGUGGUUGCUGACAGCUGGGACAGACAAGCUUAUUAAGUUGUGGGAUAUGACACCUGUAGUAUCCUGAUGCUUCCAUGAAACACAGAACAUCUCAGUAUUCCUGGAGACGGGAUUCCUGAUCCUACUGUAGAAGAUGAAGCACGCUGUGUAAGGACUGAGGAGGAUGACAACUCAUACUUUUGGAUGGUUUUUCAAGCGAUCUAUUGGACCUGGCGUGAACACUUGCACCAAACCACCCUACAUCUCUUUCUCGGAACAGAGGAGCUAUUUUUUAAAAAACUAAGGGGAAAAAUCACACAAUCUGACUCUGUUUAGCCAUUUGGAACUUGUCUGGAAAAAUCUGUGUGCGGUGCAGUUUGUGUUUCAUGUUCUCUGUUGACUUGUGCUGUUUGCUGUGGAGGAGUUAUUUGUAAAUGUGAGCAGCUUCUGCCAUUAUUGUGUUGGCGUGGCCAAGUCUGCUCUUAGGAGAGAGAACAGAAAGCAGCAUUUCCCUCUUUCUGUAUUGUCCAGUUGAGUCAUUGAGCAAGAACCUGAAUUAUGAAUUGUUCUCAAAGUUCAGAGAAACAAGAGCUCUUCAGCUAAAAAGGUCGCCUUUGUACUUGUAGUCCAGAAAACAGUUCUGUGGGGGAGGAAAGGUAUUUUCUGUUGCACAGCCAAGAGGAAUACUUACUUUUUAACAAACAUUUCAACAGCUGAAAUGCCCUCGUUACUUAUUGUAGAAACCAGUUCAAACUAAGGCUGUGUAAAACAGUUAUAAAUUGUUGCCAAUACUACCUUGUCAUUGCAGAGAACAUCCCCAAAUUUAGCUAAAGGAGGCAAAAAUGUGUCCUUUAAGGUGCAGUUGGACUGCAACUCCCAUCAACCCUAGCUGGUAGACCUAAACAGGGAGGAGGAAUGUUGGGAACUGAAGUCCAACAUCUGGAAGUCCAGCAGCUUGCCCAUCCCUGGUUUAGCUGGACCAGCACUACUGGAAUGUCCUUUGGCGUCUUGACUAGGAUUGAUGUGCUUUGCUGGGCAUGGUCUGGAACUAUUUUAUUUUUGCUACCUCUUUGGCAGUAUGUGUGUUUUUAAGACUGCUGAUAAUUGUGUUCUUUUUAAAUUUGAAAACCCCCCCCGAUCCCAUUAAUACGGUUAUGUUUCAAAUUUUAUUUUCCUGCCUUAUUAGGAAAUUCUUUUUUUUUUCAAUAAAUAAAAAUACAAAUAUAAA